This is a messenger RNA of Amoebophrya sp. A120, 11598 nucleotides long. NCBI's taxonomy places the organism in Eukaryota, Dinophyceae, Syndiniales, Amoebophryaceae. The record is from the annotation of a GenBank genome assembly.
GUGGGCAAACGUAUGGUUUCUGAUGAUUUCUAUGUUGCAGCUGUUCACCCCAUACUCGCCGACCGCACCCUACGCUACGGUGGUGCCGCUGAGCGUGAUCGUGCUCGUGACGGCGAUCAAGGACGCGAUCGAGGACUACCGGCGGUACCAAUCGGACCGGCGCGUGAACGGAAAGCCGGCGUUGGUGGUGGGCCGGGUGGUCCGGGAGCACGCGGACAGCACCUGGGAGACAAAUUUCCCGGUGCUGCGGCGGUUGAAGUGGGAGGAGAUUCAGGUGGGCCACGUAGUCUACCUGGAGGCCAACGAGGCGGUGCCCGCGGACGUGCUGCUGCUGUCUUCCAGCGACGCGGAUGCGGGGCUCGCGUACGUCGAGACCGCGCAGCUCGACGGGGAGUCCAACCUGAAAACGAAGGCGGCGCUGCUCGAUACGAAGCAGAGCCGCACGCUGCCGCACCUAAUUCCCUUGGAGGGCAUGCAGCUGCAGUGCGAGCCCCCGUCGCCCAACCUGGAGCGGUUUUACGGCACCUACCGCAUGGUGGGCGCGCUGAACCCGACUCCGGUGGACAUGAAGAACCUGCUUUUGCGCGGCAGCACCCUGCGGAACACGGACUUCGCGUUUGGCGUGGUCCUGUACACGGGCCACGAGACGCGGCAGUUCCAAAACAGCAACCGCCGCACGCCGAAGCGGAGCCGGAUCGAAAAGCAGAUCAACACGUAUUUGGGGUUUGUUUUCCUCUUGAUGGCGUUGUUAAUCUAUCCUAGAGACUCCCUGAGGAAAAGUACACCCAUACCAGAAGAAAACAAACUUGUACUACUGUACUUGUGGUACAAAAAACCGUUGUUCAGCAUGGCGAACUCUUUCGGUACCUCUCUAGCCGCUAACUAGCAUAAUUACCAACAGCGUCUCGCACGACGCAAUAAAAUAGUACUCAGCUGACGGAGCGAUCGGCUGACAAGGUGCGUCAGGGGCAUUGCGCAUUCAGUCGGUCACUCACUGUGGUCUCCGUAUAUGAACAGAUUUGAAAGUAGUCAUCUUUCUCCUGCUACGGGUAUGGAAGCAGGUGUACUUUUCUAUAGGAUAUGAUCGUGGGCUCUUACCUCCCUCACCGCGCCUUCCUCGACGAGAUGCGGUACUACCGCUCGGCCGAUCCCGACGCAACGUCCGGCUUCGGGGGCUUCGUCGUGUUUCUCAUACCCAUUGCAAAUGUAUCUGGGUCUGGAAACUUGUGCUGCUGUUACUCUUUUCGCGAAACGCUUGUUGCAGAUCAUUCGCAAAAUGCUAGACAGACCGGCCUGCAGCACGACAGAAUAAUUGGCCAAUCGCAUUGAUUCAUGCCAUACAGAUUUGAUUGUCCUGCAAAUCUCGUAUCACGCCCACACAUAUUUGCGCUGCAUACCUCAUUUUGUACAACAACCUCGUGCCCGUGUCGCUCUACAAAUCGAGGGCGGGGGCAGCUUGCCAAGACGCCGACGAUGCCGCGCCGCAUCAGGCUGCGUCUUCGCUUUCCCAGGGAUGCGGCGCACCGCCUCCGUGGCGAGGGCCUUGGCGCCGCCCCCUUUGUGGGUGCGGGCACACAGACACGCUCGGUGGCUCUGUGGCCAAUCGCAGGGGUGGCGCCCGUUAAAGUUGGGACGCCGCGGCGCCGCUGGCCGCCGAGGAUCUCACGCAGGGCGCCAAACCGCGCGCGCACCAAGGGGGGCGGGGCCGCCGUAUCUCCGCCCCACCGAGCGGAAGGCCGAAGGCCGGAGCCAAAGCAUGGGCAAGAGGCGUAGGCCCCGGAAGAAAGCCAGGGCCGCCACGAAUAAGCGCCAAGGGCGCCGCGCCCCCGCCCCCGCCAUGACAAGCAGCGGGCGAGCGCGCGCCGGCAUGCGUUUUGUCGUGGGCUAACAGCCUUCCCUUCUUUGCGGCGAUGGGCAGGCCGGGCCAGCAGCCUUGCCCAGGGCCCUAGCAGAGCAGCCGCGGCGCACUGGCGGCGGCAGCUCGACAAUGGCCCGCCGGAUCGUGCGUGCCGGGCCCUUCCCACCCGGGUGGCCCGUAGCGCGCUCUUUCUGCGGGUUUUCCUUCCGGGGCGUUUUUCUUGGAUUUCUUUUGCCCCUUGUGUGAAAUUGUUGUGCCGCGGGAGUGGCGGAAGGGAUUUCCAUGACGGGAGGGGAGGCGAGGGGCUGCCGGAAGCUUUUCGAGUAGACGUCGCGGCGUGUGUGCGUUCCCCGGGGUGAUUUCUGCCAAUGCGCGCGGCCAAGCGCGGCGAGAAAAUCUGUGAGCGCUUAGUUUGGCUCUCUCCGCGAGGGGCCUUUGCAAUCUGAUGCGCGGGCCGUUUCAACAGUUUCUGUACCCGAGUGCGCGCCUGUGGGGGGGCGGCGCAUUCGCAAAAAAUAUGCAUGCAAAAAUUUUCAGCAUACUUGAGAAAAGCGCACUUGGCCGGGCCAUAUAUUUGCGCUGCAUACCUCAUUUUGUACAACAACCUCGUGCCCGUGUCGCUCUACAAAUUCUGCGCGCAUUUUCUUGCGGCGCAAGGCGAGUAAACCUGUGCACGCUAGUGAGGGGCUGACUUGAACGCGGUUUGUUUUGCCUAGCUUGUCAGCGGCAGUGCUGUAGUAGGUAAGUGAGUACUGACGCGAAGGGGGGCGGGGCGCUGGGGGUUCUUCUGUGGCUGAUGUUUUCACCUAGAAAACGCCGGGCGCGCGCAAUAUUUUGCCCCGUUUCCCGGAUUGCUCUCUCCGUGCAGCUAUUUGCCGCUAUGGCCUGGGUCAGCGUGUGAGGCUGGAAACGCCCCGCGAGAUGUCUACACAGGCCCUGGCCUCCUCGUCUCUAGCGGGCACCACGCACAUAUGUUGGCCGCGAAGGCUUUUCCGAAGCCCUUCCAAAAAGGGGGGGCCGGAGGGGUGCCCGGAACCCUAAAAAAAAGCCUCUUGCUUUUUCUUCGAAUCACGAUGGUGCUACCCCUCCCCAAAAGGGGUCCCGGAACCCCUCUGGGAACCCUUCCCGAAAGGCUCUCGGGUUUCUCGCAUUUUGAUGAAAAAGCCGCAAAGGCAAAAAGCGCGCGCGCCUGCCGGUGCACGCGCGCACAGCUGCGCGACAUUAGAAACAAGGGGAGUCGCAGCCACGGCAGGCUCCGUUUGCGCCCUCGCCUCCGACCGACUUGCACAGAAUGAGGCCCAUUGUCUAGCGGCUGGACUGCAAGAGGACCUGUUGCAGCACCUCCAGGCUGCAGGGGCGCUCCGCGGCAAGUCCGAGGAGCAGCAGCGCCGGAUAGCUCCGUCUUUAGCCACUGAGAUGCGCUGCGAAUAAGCUAGCUAGUUCAUUAGGUGCGCAACAUAGUGGGGGGCUAUACGUGUGCAACGUGAUGGAUGUCAAAUACAAAAAAAGGCGCGCGGAAAAUUUUUUACAGCUUGAGGCAAAUACAAGCUUGACGACGCCAUAUAUUUGCGCUGCAUACCUCAUUUUGUACAACAACCUCGUGCCCGUGUCUAUGGCGUUCUCAAACGUUACAUUCUCAACUGUUACAUGAAUUUGUAAUGCAAGACUAGCACAGGUAAGAGGGAGAAUCUUGCGCGUCUUGCAUUACAGGUUUGGCGCGGACUACCGUGCUAUUUAGCCCUCCGAGAAUUUGUCAUGCGAAGCAGCUUGAUCGUCUGGCGGGUCAUGGUCAUUUUGCAUGACAAAUCAUGCAACAGUUGAGAAUGUAACGUUUGAGAACCCCAUAGUGUCGCUCUACAUCUCGUUGGACCUUUAUGCACGAUAGAAACUGUGUUAGUGCUGCAAUUGUGUAAUGUUGCAGAUGAACGGCAAGACUCUUACAUAACUCCUGUGCCUGUCAUGCAGUGAGGUGGAGACAACCAUUACCAUGCGAGCCUCGUUUCCGGAGGGAUUUGACUCCUACUAACUGCGCAUGACAAGAUUUGUUUGCCACGCAGGGAAAAUAGAUUUUGCUGCUUAAUGGUGUUUGUCCGUCUAAGAUAGAAGCUACUAAUCGACAGUAUUUUUCUUGGAUAAGCACGUCAAGUUCGGCCAGGCACUGCUACUGGCGCGGGACCAGAACUGCUGGCACACCAACAAGCGGGGGGAGACGGAGCCUGCGGAGUGCCGUGCGAGCGCGCUCUCGGACGACAUGGGGCAAAUCGACAUGAUCUUCAGUGACAAAAUAUCAAAUGUAAAAAUGUCUGGGUCUGGAAGAUUUGAACUUGUCAUGCUAAAUCUAAAUGAUGCAAAAAUCUGUGUUGCGUGACGAGUGUCAAAAGCUGUCCGCUUUUGACCAAGUUGAGAGGGAGUUUCUCAUGCAGGAAAGGCAUGACACAGACCUCAAAGAAUCUGUCAUGCUGGGUCUCGCAUUUCAGACCUCAUGGGUCAUAGAAAACCUGCAUCACAAAUCGUGCAUUCUUCCAGACCCAGACAUUUUUACAUUUGAUACAAAACGGGCACGCUCACCGAGAACGAAAUGAUCCUGCGGGUGUGCUCCGCAGGUUGCCGCGUAUUCGGCGACCGCUUUGUUUUGGCCGGCAGCACGGCGGAGGCGCAGGCGGGGUCGACGCCGGCUCCAACUGCGACGGUGGAACAAACUACAAACGUGAGCGCAGAAGCUCCAACGAACGCCGAGCCUCCGUCUUGCAGCUCCGACGGAGAAGGCAGCGGCCGAGAUGUAGUCUCCAACGGCCAGGAUAAGACGGCCAAAAUUGCGGAGCCUGCUAGGGAAGCGGAAGGGUCGACGUCGUGCGCGGCACCCAAUGACAAGAAAAACGCGGCGGACAAGAACAAGAUUUCUCCUUUUGCAAAAGGGGUAGAUAUGCUGACGGGACCAUUAGCAGAAUUUCUGCAGUGUGUGUUGCUCUGCCACGAGGCCACUCCCGUCAUGAACAAGUCCCGAGCGCAGAUCUCGCAGGAAGCGCACCAGGCUCGGCCGCUGCCACUCAAUGUUCCGCUUGAGCCAGAUCACUUUACGCAAAUCCCCGACCGCUCAAGUAUGGUGUCCGCCACCGGGGACCUUGGGCCAGGACCUCAUGCGACCAAGAAGCGAUCGCUAUCAAAAGCAUAAGUCGUAGUUCCGCUGUGUCGUGUUCCUCGCCUUCUCAAAGUUGAAACAACACAGAUCUGUUUCUGGCACAGAAUUAGUGACGAGCAGCCGUGCUACAACUUCCCUACGAUUUGAUGUGAAUGUGAUCGUGUAAAGAUGCUGAAGGUCGCGAGUCAAAACCGUGGCAAGUCAAAUCUAUGGCAUGCAGUAUGAUCCAUCAAAUUCGUCUUGUUGCAUGUUCUUGUGUAUUCACCACUAUGACAGCGAUCACCCUCCAUUUUUUUUGAUAGCGUACUGAACCUCCAGGGGAUGGGGACGGAACUGGUUCGGUGGACGAACUGGGAAAAUCGGUAGCGUCGUCCAUGAUCUCGAGGCGCCGCAGUGGUCGGCAGCUCCGAGGAGGUGGCGACGCCGCUGAGGUCGGGGCGUACCAGGUACUACUUUGGUAAUCAUAUUUUAAGAGCGGUGUCAUAAGUAUGGUGUUUGAGCAGAAGACUCAUACGGCGCCACGUGCGCAAAAACAGGCCGAGACGGCGAGAAAAAUCGCAGAAGUAGUGCAUGGAAGAGGCGCAGACCCAGACAGCGUCGUGCCUGGGUCUGGAACGGUGUAGCCCUUGCCGUGCAUAUUUUGCAUGACUCGGAGCGUGGGUGUGUGCCAAUACGUGGGUCGCAGCGUCGCAGGUUUUGUGGGGGCUCCUCGAUGCCCUCCCCGCAUGAGAGUGAGGCGCCCUCUGCGCGUAGCACAGCCCCACCUCGGGCCCGCCCUCGCGCUAGAGCUCGGGCGAACUUUCCCGGGACCAUGCUUGCACCAAGGGAACGGCCAUAAAGUGGAGGCCAAUUAUCUCAACUCACCCUCAACGCUUAGCGCGGAACUUACCUCUACUGCCGGCACCCUGGUGCCCCUGGCUGCAUUGGUUUCGUUGCAGCUUCUCUGCUACUUUCUGAGAUUUUGUUAUCAAGUUGGGCGCGUCUUCGAGGUUUUGGUGCAAAGUUUGUGGCUUCUAAACCCUAGGACGCAGCUUUUCUUCUUCGGGGUUUUGGUGUAAAUUUUGUUGCUUCUAAACCCUAAGACGCAGCUUCUGUGCUACUUUCUCAGGGUUUUGUAUAAAAUUGCUUGCUUCUUCGGGGUUUUGCUGUAAAUUUUGUUGCUUCUAAACCCUAGGAUGCAGCUUUUGUGCUACUUUCUCAGGGUUUUGUAUAAAGUUGGUUGCUUCUUCGGGGUUCUGCUGUAAUUUUUGUUGCUUCUAAACCCUAAGACGCAGCUUCCGUGCUCCUUUCUCAGGGUUUCGUACAAAGUUGGGCGCUUCUUCGGGGUUUUGCUGUGAAUUUUGUCGCUUCUAAACCCUAGACGCGACAGCUACGCCGCCUGGUAUGCCGCCCCUAUUUCCAGCGGUCACAUUAGCGCGUCGCAGUGUGGCGCCUUGCUUGCUCUACAUGGAACAGCCGCCGGAUGGCUUGCUCUACAUGGGCGGAGGUGGCGACGCCGCUGAUGUCGGGGCGUACCAGGUACUCACCAGAAGGAAAUUGUAGCAGAUACUUCGCGAAUUUAAGCAGAUCCAAAAGUUGCCGCUUUUUAUCAUUUUGGCACUGUGAGGACGAACAAGGUCAAGCCUUGAUCGUCAAGGUAGCAGGUCCAGGUGGCACUCCCCGUGACGUCCUGGCUGCAUCCUGGAGAAGCUUACCGCUGAAUCCGCUUGCGCGAGGGUUACGCACUCGCUUGGGCCGAUAGGGCUAUUAGAGAGGGCGACUGAGAAGGGCGGUCGGCCCCCCGAGCCAACAAAAUUCGGUAUUGCUGCCCCCGUUGCCCUCUGACCUGCUUCUAGUAUUUUUGUUGGAGCAGGCGCAUUCUUUAGCCUCACCAUGAUGGUGCUCCAUCUUCAUUUUUGCGCUAUGCAGCCUCACCUCGUGCGCCUGCGUUGCCUUGCCCCUGUUUUACGAUGUGGCGUCGCGUUUUCAGUCUUUACGGCACAUUCGUAGAGGCACACGCGGCCGCUCGGAAGCAAAGCAGCCCGCCGCGACGUUUUUACUCGCGCGCGCCAAAGGUUUCGGCGCAGGGGUGUUGAGCGUUUCAUAGGGUGGCCGGGAAUAAAAAAAAAAACAGCUGGCGGCCGCGGCGGGGAGCCACUGCACGAGACGCGGCGCCACUUCACGAAAGCAUUAAAAGCGAACAAAUGUUCCGCGCGCAGGUCGCGGAAACAAUUCGCAAAGCCAAUAAGUGAGGCCCUCCGUGUGGAGGGUUGAGUGAAACUGUCGUGCUCCGUUGGACAGGAAAGCCCGGCUUCUUCUUGCCUCGCUAGCGGCCCACAAAGAAACCGGCCCCUCCGCCCGGAGGGGGCGGCUUCUUUAGGACCCGGAAGUUCCGAAAGUGCCAACUUUCGUUGUUUUCUGGGUAAAAGGUAGCGGUCCGGCUAUCAAACAAACCGCCUCCUCCGCGCGGAGGGGUCUGUUUCUUUCUGGGCCGCCAGCGGCGGACGAAGAAACCGAAAAUAAGAAAUCGACCCCUCCGCGCGGAGGGGUCGAUUUCUUAUUUUCGGAACGGCGCGCGCAGCGCGCCGAAGAAUUUUUUUUUGUUGCAUCCAGCACUGGCUUCGGAAGCAAGUCGUGGGCUACGCCUCCGCGCGGAGGCGAGGAUUUCUUGUGUUCCCAGGUGGCGACGCCGCUGAUGUUGGGGCGUACCAGGUAGAAGCCUCGUAGACAUCAUUAACUCGCUUCCGUGCAAGUAAGUAAAUACAUACAUAGUUGUUGGUCCUCUCACCGGAAACCGGUGUCACUUAAAUGCGUCUGCACGUCCCUCCAUACCCAUCAUGUAUAGCUCGUGCACUUGCAGUACUCAGGAAGUGGUUCUACAAAGCAGCGCGGCAGUUUUUUGUUGAAGAACCAACUAGGAAAACCAGCACAACAAAGAAUUGUUCGCACUUUGGUUUUCUCUCCAGGUGGAAGCUAAAUCGCCGGACGAGGAGGCGCUGCUCCACGGAAUCGCGGACCUGGGCUACAAAGUGUUGGAGCGGUCUGCGAACGAGUUGACGGUGCUGGAGAACGGGCACUACUUGAAGUGGGAGAUUCUAGGUGUGCAUGAGUUUACCUCGGACCGACGGCGCAUGAGCAUUGUGCUGCGAGAAAAAAUUCUGGCAAACAACCGCGAGUCCUACAUCAACUCCGCGGCCCACGGUGUCUCGCAGUCCGGGCAACGGCGAUCCGAGCUGGACCAGCGUGUAGUGCUGUUCAUGAAGGGUGCGGACUCCGUCAUGCUUGAGCGCGCCGCGCCGGACACCAUCCUGCCACCUGCUGUGGAGGUGGAGCCAACUACCUCGAGCAGCCGUGGCACAGCAGGCCGCGGUCCGGGCGCGUUGACUGCUGUGGGCUGCGCUGUUGUAACCACACCAGGCGCGGCCGUCCAGGAGGAGGAACAGCGACGAAAUUUCGCCGUUACGGAAGGCAUAACUCCUCAGAUGUCGCAGACAGAGACCGGGAGGAGCUUGCAAGCCGAGGGCACCAUGCCUGGUGGUGGUGCUGCUAUCUCGCGGCACGCAGGGAUCCUGCAGGACCUGUCAGAGUUCAGUGUCGCGGGAUUGCGGACGCUGGUGAUGGGCCGCAAGUAUUUAACGGCGCCAGAAGCCAACGAAUACAUCGCAAGGAUGAAAGAGGCCUCGGCCGCCGUGAUGGAUCGUGAAGAAAUGCUGGAAGCCGUGGCAGAUUGGGUCGAGCGGGACGUGGAGCUUCUCGGUUGCAGUGGGUUGGAGGAUCGCCUGCAGCAAGACGUCACCGAGACGAUUGGUGGCCUCUUGCAAGCGGGCAUCAAAGUGUGGAUGUUGACCGGGGACAAGCAGGAGACGGCUGUGAACGUGGGCAAGUCCGUGUCCCUGGUUCCGCCAAACGCACGCACUUUCCUCUUCAACCUGACCGACAAGAAGAAUGCUGAGGAGGAUUCUGAUUCCCGCACGGGGCCACGCCAGAGCGGCCCGCAUGAUGAGGAGAUUCUCCAGCGCAAGAGCUCGCCCGCCUCUCCGGCCGAUGCGGCCGUGGACCGCGGUGGGCCGUCGUCUUCCGACGCUGCGAACUGCAGAGGGAAUCUACCACCUCCGUCUGCACGGCAGGAGCCCGGCGCGGCCCGCGCCGACCAGCAGAAUGAAUCUGCACCAAAGAUCAAGGGCCCGAUGGUUCCGGGGCAGAAUCAUAGCAACGUUCCGUCUGAACACUUGGCAGAGACCUGCGAGGUUGAAGAAGAGCCGUACAACCUUCCGCCGUUAUACCCCAGUCCGAGUUCUGCGUCUUUUCGUAGCGGACGGCGGAUCACAACAACCAGUGCGCGGUCAUUGGCCGAGCAUUUUUCCCCCGCGACGGCGUCGCAGCGGAAAAUGAUGCUGGCGCGCGAGCACUCUUUGAACCGCAUAAACCUCCCCGCACUCAAGGAAGCAUCAGUGGCCCACACAAUCACAGCCACAAGCACCUCCGCGGCCACAGAUUUCGACGCGAGCACUUCCCCGCGUCCCAUGGCCAUGAGCAAAGGGAACAAGGAACUGAGCCGUAUGCGCGCCCUGUUUAUCGAACACACCCUGGACGUGCAUAGGUUCCGUACUGAACAUCCUAACCAUGGCUACGUGCUCGUCAUUGACGGACCCAGCGCCGCCGUGGUCCUCGAGGAUCAAUAUUUGACGCAGGCCUGGCUGAAGCUGUGCGCGGGUGCUGCUUCCGUGAUUGCCUGUCGCGUUACCCCGAAGCAGAAGGCGACAUUCGUUACUCUGAUGCGGAGCCAGCUGCGGCCGGAACCAUUGACUCUAGCUAUCGGGGACGGCGCCAACGACGUUGCUAUGAUCAAGGCCGCCCACGUGGGCGUGGGCAUCAGCGGCAACGAGGGGCGGCAGGCGGUGUUAUCCAAGAAAAAAACGUGUGGUAGCCGAAGAGCAUUAUAUGACAACAGGAACUUGUUAUCCAUAUCAAAUAUCUUGUCCUCGACAAUCUAUCAAAACACACGAUUACCUCCUGCGGCGCGUGACCAGCUGCAACAUGGCAAGUGGAGCUUUGUCGCAUCGUCUGCAACACAGAGCUACAGUCACAGGAUGAAAAGAAACAGUUACAACAGUUUUUUUCGUGCAUAGCUGUCUGCCAGCGACUACUCGAUUGGCCAGUUCCGAUUCUUGCGCAACCUGCUCUUCGUGCACGGGCGGGCCAAUUACAACCGCGUCUCGCUGGUGAUCCUGUUUUCUUUCUUCAAGAAUGUGAUGCUAAUCGUGCCCGUCUUCUUCUACAAUUUCCAGAAUGGGUGGAGCGGAGCGUCUCUUUACGAGAGUUACCUCCUGAUGUCCUACAACCUGUUUUGGACGUCGCUCCCGAUCCUGGUGGCGGGUCUGUGCGACACAGACCUCCCCGACCUUGCCUGCCUCCACGUGCCCGAGCUGUACCAGCAGGGCCGGCUGCAGCGAAGCUUCAACUCCAGGGAGUUCCUGCGCUGGAUGGUGCAAGGCAUCGUAACCAGCACCGCCCUGUUCUGGUUCCAUGUCGAGGCCUUCGGGGACGGCAGCGGCUCGCCGCUGAACCAAGGCUGGUUGGAGUUUGGAUCGUCAAUCUUCUAUUCGGUGGUGCUGCUGGUGAACGCACGUCUUUUUCUGGCGACCAAUAGCUGCCAGACCAACCCUUGGUUUCGGGCAACCAUUGCUGUCUUAUAGAGGAAAAAAACUGUGUCAGUGUAGGUGUCUGGGAGAGAGGACAGCAUAAGCAUGACAAAUUUGCUCUACAUGUUGACAUUGAAAGCGGCCUGUCAUGCGCAGGUAGUACGUGAGCACGCAUAUGAAAAGUGGAAACCCUGUCUGUCCAGCAUGACAAUUCUGACCCUAGAUCUCCUGCGGCCGUAGCUGCUUGCGGCGACGGUGCAAAGGUUUUCGAUGUGGCGCAGUCGGGUAUGCAUGACAAAUGUCAUUUGUUGCAUGCUUUGCAUAUACAGUUUUCUUCUUGCAUAUGCCUCCACCGUUUUGUUCAUUCCGUAUUGGUGCAUGUUCGACGCCUUUCUGUACAUGCUCACGCCGCCUGGACGGCAAAAGUACGUGCUCGUGGGGAGCUCUCCGCACAUGUGGCUUUGUCCCCGAAUUUGGCUAUCCAUCUUUCUGUCGGUGAGCUCCUGGGUGCUCCUGGAGCACACGCGCCUGACGUGGGCAUCGGUGCGCAAUCCCACGCCUGUGCAGCAUCUGCGCGGCUUCCUCGCGGGGCACGCGCGUGCACUUCGCCAGUGUAGCGAAUGGCAAGACCGAGUCACCCAACUGAUCCGCGACGCACAGAAACUCACCGGCCUACAAGUUGACGGGGACUUUCCUCUCGGCAAUAGCGAUCACGACCACGCAGACAGCAAAGCGGGUCUCGUAGCUGCAUCAAGCGAGCGCACGGCGUCAGAAUCGAGCUCACCAGGCGGAACACCCGCCGCACAUGCGCAUAAUGAAGCAUCUGCCCCGUCUAGCGCCAGCGAUGCAGACGCUUGCCAGCCCUCGGUUGGUAGUACAACAGCCAAAGAGCAUGUUGCUGCGGCAAAAAGGUCUUCUGUGCAAGCGCCUGCGUCUGGACUAGCAGGAGCGGCUGCUGGUGUGUCAGCUGGCACAGCGGC